Molecule: messenger RNA, 2481 nt
Organism: Paramecium tetraurelia
Lineage: Eukaryota; Ciliophora; Oligohymenophorea; Peniculida; Parameciidae
Exons: 5
Biological process (GO): phosphatidylinositol-mediated signaling; phosphatidylinositol phosphate biosynthetic process
Cellular component (GO): cytoplasm; membrane
Molecular function (GO): 1-phosphatidylinositol 4-kinase activity
Source: RefSeq, a predicted model, not a curated record
AUGCAAUAAAAAGAUCAAAAUUAAAACGCAGGUUGUUUAUGUUUUGGGAAGAAACAAAAAGGGGAAUUUCCUAAGACCUUCAAGAAAUCUGGCAAAAUCCUUAAGAAAUAUAAAGAUAAUAGUUUGGAUAUUUCAGAUGAUGCUAUUUUGGAAGUGAUGAUCAGAUUAUACAUAUCGGAGAACAAAAGCAAAGCCAUUGAAAUGCUUUAAAGAUGCCGUAUCAAUCCGAAUUACGAAGCCAAUCUGAUUAGAAAUGAUUUGGAAUAUUUUAUCCCUCAGCUAAUUAACUUCUUAGUGUUUCACCAACAACUUUCAGAUGAAAGGUUGAUCCAAUUCAUCACUAAAGCAUCUCAAAUCGACUUUUUUUUUGCGCAUCUUGUUUACUUCUAACUGAAGAGUUUAUCAUAAAUUGUUGCGCACAGUAACAGAGUAGAACUCAAGAUAGUGCAAAAGUUUGUAUAGGAAUUUGAAGAAAAGAUGACCAUAAAUUAUUAAGGCAAUUUACUAAUAGCAACCCAAUUUUUAAAGAUUCACCUUGACGAUUCUAUAAAGAGUUCUUCACUCCGAAAAUCAAUAACAAGUAUAUCAAAUAAAAAAAUUAAACAGGAAGUUUAUCAAGGGUCUGUAAGAAUCAGAUCCUAUAAAUAAAAUGAGGUUGUGCAACUUUACGGAACCAAUUAAUGGGAACAAGAGAUGGCAAAUAAAAGUCCCUCUCAAUAUAUAGUGAGAAACUAUGAAGAUAUCGAAUUAGAAGAUUACACCUCUACUUUUGAUAAUAAUGAAGAUAUUCAACCUGUUGAUACUGCUUUUUAAUCUAAUAUCAACUUCUGGAAUGAUAUCACCAAGAUUUGUGAUGAGCUGUCUAAAUCCAAUACGAAAACUUAAUAUUUACAUAGUUUACUAAAUAAAAUGAAUGCUAAUUUACCAGCUGCUGUCUAUGUACCUUUUGUUAAGAAUUCAAUCAGAAACUACGCUGUCUUAAAUAUAGUAUCUAAAGAAAGUAGAGUAUUCUCAACCAAAAUGAGAAGUCCUUACAGUCUAACACUUGAAAUCUAUCGCCCUGAAAUAGAGGAUAAUUACACUGAAUAGUAAUUACUCGAUAAGUAAAUGUCGUUAGCCAUUAAAACUAAUAUGAUUAAAGCGGAUGGAAAUUGUCAAAGUUAAGUCAUUAUCUCAGAAUAAUAAAAUACUCAAAUGAAUAGAACCUUCUCUCUGGCAGAAGCAUAAAACACAUUUAAUAAUGAAUUUUAAAAUAUCAAGUUCAACUAAUUUAAUUAUUAAAAUAACGAGCCAGAGUCAGAUGGCAUAGGAUUAUUUUAUAAUUAUCGACAAACCAAUAAUCAAAAUUAAGAUUCAGAUUAAUAAGAUGAAAUGAUAGAUUAAUAAAUUAUUGUCUAGUAAUCAUUAUUUUCUAAUGCAACUGAUGAUUAAUAGAAUGAUAAAGUAGCUGAACAAACUAGCAGUUAGAAGUUAUCUGGAUUAGGCGAUUAAAGCAAUCUAGAAAUAAGUUCAUUUAAUAGUAGAGUCAGUUAUUUACAAGUUGGCAAAGGAUUAGUAUUAAAUUAGGAAGAAUAUCUUGAAAUCAAAUAGACUAUUUUCGGAGAAAAUUCUAUAGAUUAAUCAGAAAGAAUUAAAAGACAAAGUCCUUUUUAAACGUUGAGAUCUUGGAAACUAGUUCAUUUGAUUAUCAAAACAGGAGACAACUUAAAAUAAGAGUAAUUUGCCUUAUAAUUGAUAUGUUAAUUUGAUCAAAUAUUUAAGAAAGAAGGCUUACCUUUAAAAUUAAGAUAUUAUGAGGUCUUAUCAUUGGGACCUGAUUGUGGUAUGAUUGAGAUGAUUAAAAAUGCCACUACUAUCGAUAGUUUGUAAAAGAAUCUUCAAAAAAAAUAUACUCAAUUUAGUGAUUUCUCUGAUUUUUUCAGAUCCUUUUUUAGAAACAAUAUCGAAUAAGCAUUAUAAAAUUAUGUUUAAUCACUCGCAGCCUACUGUUUGGUUUGUUAUUUUUUAUAAGUUAAAGACAGACAUAAUGGAAAUAUAUUAUUAGAUGAUGAAGGUCAUUUGAUUCAUAUUGACUUUGGAUUUUUUUUAUCGAUAUCUCCAGGUAAAGGAAUGGAAUUUGAAGGAAAAGUACCAUUUAAAUUGUUAUCCGAUUACAUUAAGGUCUUGGGAGGUGUAAAAGGAACUUUGUUUUAAGAUCAUUUCAGGAAACUCUUUUACAAAGGAUUUAAAGCCUGCCAAAAACAUUAAAAUGAAAUAUUAUUAUUGGUAGAAAUGAUGUACACUGGCCAUGGAACCACUCUACCUUGCUUUUAAAAAGGUGAAGUUGCCUUAAAGGAAUUAGAAAAUAGAUUCAAUCCAAGAGUGGCAUCCGAUGCUGAAUUGUUUGUUUAUGUUUAAGGACUGAUUAAUAAAUCAUUGGACAAUUGGAGAGCUAGAUGGUAUGAUAAGUUUUAAUAUUUCGCUUAAGGAAUAUUUUAUUGA